Ixodes scapularis (black-legged tick) is the source of this 2181-nucleotide messenger RNA. Its product is annotated as 4-coumarate--CoA ligase 5-like. The record is from RefSeq and is a predicted model, not a curated record. Lineage: Eukaryota; Metazoa; Arthropoda; Arachnida; Ixodida; Ixodidae. The coding region runs from base 1 to 2181 and encodes 726 amino acids. The transcript is spliced from 9 exons. Gene Ontology annotation, molecular function: CoA-ligase activity.
AUGGGUACUCCUUGCUCAGGUGUGGCGGAAUCUACGUUCCAGGUUAUGGGAACUAAGAAACGAGAAAAAUGGCGCUGUCGGUCAUGUCGCGCGAAAGACGGACGGGAGUCAUCGGCCCCUGAUAAGGUCUCCUCACAGUUGGAUAUUGCGAACCUGUCAGCUCAGUUUGCUGAAGUGAACGAAAAGCUGGAUCAACUUCUUUCACUUAAGGACAAAGUAGAUAGUCUCCUUGGACUACCAGCCCAAGUGAAUGACCUGUUGACCUUAAAAACAACAUUCGAAGAAAUGAAGGCCACUGUGAACGAGCUGAAGACCUCCGUGGAGUUCAACUCAGGCCAAUAUGACCAGCUACUUGUCGAAAUGACAACAAGUAAAAAGGAAAUAAAAGACCUGAAAGCAGAGAUGACUCAACUGAAAAAUGUUGUGUCUGAGAACGCUGCAUGCAUCUCCCAUCUCCAGGUCGAGUUAAACGACGCUGAACAGUACAACCGCCUGCCUAAUUUAGAAAUCCAUGGCAUGCCGGUGUCAACCAAUGAAGACCUAAAAAAAUCCGUCUUUGACCUCGCAGACAAACUGUCAAUCACAUCUUUUCAACCUUCUGACAUAGUGGCUGUCCACAGGCUCCCAAGCAAAAAGGAUAAGAUCCCCCCGAUUUUGGUUCGAUUUUCGUCAUCAGCUGCACGAGAGAUGUGGAUGAAGGUUGAUUCUCAGCAGACCCUUACCGCCAAUGAUCUCUUAAAGAAGAUACGAAGGUACGCUGUUGGGUUUCAACAACAUGGCUUGAAGCCUGGCUCCAGGGUAUGCACGCAACUCCGGAACACCAUCGAUAAUAUUGCCGCAGGACUGGCGGUUGUAUUCGCUGGAGGGACACUUGUUAUGGCGAAGACCUCCUACGUUGCAAGGGAAGUAAUAUACAUAAUUCGAGACAGCGAAUGUCAGUAUAUCCUUACAGACAAGAAUAGCGCUCCAGAUCUUCUCAAAAUGACCAUGCCGUCAACAAUUAAGGAGCUGUUUUGUGUUGGAAGCGUUCCCGGUUUCAUUGACGUCCUCGAGUUCCAAGACUACUCGGAGGCUAGUCUGAAGCCCCACGUGCCUGCUGACACAACGGAGGAGGUCGUCGUGAUGCUGUACACGUCCGGAACCACGGGCCUCCCGAAAACCGUGCAAAUCUCCCACAAAGCUUACGUCUCCUCCUACCGUGUUUUUAUGGCUUCAGGCCUUUUAGCUGAAGAUGACAUCAUUCUUGCCUGGAAUCCCUUCACUCACGCCUCUGGGUUUGUGGUCGACACCAUCAGUGUGUGCCUGGGGGCAACGGUGAUAAUUACGGAGCCUUCCCUGUCAUGGAAAGAUUUUUUGGAGACCCUCUCUACACAUCAAAUAUCCUGGAUUUUCGCCAAUUCUCAAAGGCUACGGGAGAUUGUCAACGAAGCGAGAACGAACAACCAUCCAGCGGUGGGUCUGAACAAGAUCAUAGUUGGAGGGACGACGACCACCGAUUCUGUAAGAACAGAGCUAUGCGAGUUCUUUGGCGUGAGCUCGUUCGUAAACUUCUACGGAUCGACUGAAACAUUUCCUCUUAUAAGCUGCACAGCUCCCGGAAACAUCUGCAUGGACAACGUCGGCGUUCCCUGUGCUGGCACCAAAGUCAAAAUCCUCGACCUCUUCAGCGGAGAUUCUCUCGGCCCCUAUCAAAAAGGCGAGAUCGUGGUUCAAAGCAGAACUCUUAUGAAGGGCUACUACGGUCGUCCGGAAGCCACUCAAGAAGUCCUGAGCAGUGAUGGAUGGUUUCGAACGGGGGAUCUUGGGUACUAUGACAGUAAUGGACAGAUCUACUUCGUAGAUCGGCUCAAGCAGAUGAUAAAAUGUAUGGGGAACAUUGUAACUCCUGCCGAGUUGGAAGAAAUCUUGACCUCGCAUGAGGCGGUCCUGGAAGCCGCUGUGGUCGGCAUACCCUGUUCGAAGUACGGGGAGGCUCCGGUCGCUUGCGUCGUUGUCAAGGGAUCCAAGGAAAAAUGCCUGGACAGUCUUGAACAAGAACUGAAGGAACUCGUAGCAGGUCAAACAGCGACCUUCAAGUAUCUCUACGGCGGCGUGGUUUUUAUGAAAUCUCUACCAAAGUCAGAAAACGGGAAGAUUCUGAGGCAGGAGCUGAAGUCAAGGAUAUUGUCCGGAAAUGUCUAG